Molecule: messenger RNA, 4378 nt
Organism: Gossypium raimondii (Peruvian cotton)
Lineage: Eukaryota; Viridiplantae; Streptophyta; Magnoliopsida; Malvales; Malvaceae
Product: formin-like protein 5
Exons: 7
Coding region: 800-3679 (959 amino acids)
Biological process (GO): actin cytoskeleton organization; actin nucleation
Molecular function (GO): actin filament binding
Source: RefSeq, a predicted model, not a curated record
AAAACAUUAGUUAAAAAAGGAAUUAUCUUUUCAAAACUAGUAAUAAUUAUCACUAAUUUAUGAAAGGUUUUUUCUCCAUGUAUAAUUAACCUGUCAUAACAGAUCCUUAAUUACUCCACUAAUUACCCACCCCCUGAAAGCCUCAUUUUAUAUCCCUAAAAUGCAUUCUUUAAAAUUAAAAUGCUUUUUUUGCCCCUUUUCUUUUCUACACUAUUUUUUCAUUUCAAACCCAACAAAAAGAGGAAGCCUUAACCUUGGAAACAUUUUAUUUUAUCUGUUCAUUGUAAGAACCCGUGAUCAAAAUGAAGGCAAUGUUUUCCUUAUCAACUUUUCUACAUGCAUGGUAACAGCUAAUGUAUAUAUAUGUUUUCAAUGAGUUGCUGCCAUUGAUGGGAUCUCGUCAUAACAAGAGGAUCCUAUCUUUCCCCAUUUUUGGUCAAAUUUCAACAUCUUUGAAUUACCAAUACAAAUGGUCGGUAAAAUUGAGAAGAAAAGAUUUGAAAUUUAUUGGUUUUUAUUUUUAUUUAUUUUUCUUUUCAAGCUCAUUUCUGGGUUUUUUGUUUCAAAAUAAUGAUCCUCACCCCAUUUUUUUUUAUCUCUCUGAGGGAAGAUAAAUUCCGUGUUUUGUUUGGUUUCUGGAUUUCUGAUUCCAAGUUUCAAUAUUUCAUCAAGUUUUGGAGGAAAAAAUUCCAAGGGUUUCUUUUGAGGGAAAAUUGAAUUGAAUUGGUGCUAUAUGAUAAGGAUAAUUUUGAAAGGUUUUGGGUUGUGUUGGUGGUGAGGGGUUCUCUUUAUUGAUGAAAUGAAAAGGAACCCUUUUCUGUUUGUGAUGAUGCUGAUGGUACAAGGACAAAUGGGUCUCAUAAGAACCAAUAGUUUGUGGUUUUUGGUAGUUCUGCUUUUUGCAUCAUUUGCUGUCAGCUUAGAUUACACUAAGGAAGAAGAAGAAGAAGCAUUCCUUAAUCAAAUAGUGGAUCCAUCAACUGGGGAGAUUUAUGAUGAUCUGGCUGAGCUGUUAUGGAUAAGUUGCAGACAAGAUUUGAAUAAUUUAAAGGAAGCUUUUGAAGAUCCCAAGUUACGUCUUUCGGAGGAAACACGAAGUACAAUCAAUGAUAUCGGUGCAAAAAGUCACUCAUUAGCAAAAGAAAAGUUUCAGAAAUUUAUUAAGGUUAUCCGUCCAGAGUUAAAGCAAGUUCUUUCUGAUUGCGUAAGAAAGAAUAAACUUCUAUUCCAAGAAUCUGGAGAGGAUAGCUGCUUUAAGACUUGUUACCCCCAGUAUUCUGGGUCAUUGUUUCGCUGGUGUGAGGUUUCUAGGAAGAGUUUAGCUGCUCAGAGCAUAGCUGUAGGCUCUGCCUUGAACUUAGGUCCAACCACACCCCGAUCCUCAGCUCCAGACCCUUCUCUUGCUAAUGAAUCUCCUGAUUCUAGUACAGAUCUAUCAGUAAGUCUGGCAUUUUCAACUUCUCCACCCGGUAUACAUGAUAAACGAGCUGUACCUGCAAGAGAACUUGCCGAUGAUUCAGGUUCAGAUGACGAAGAAGAUUAUGAAGAAGAAGGAGGAGAAGGAGAAGGAGAAGGAGGGACUGAUCACAAUAAAAUAAUUAUUAUUGCUUGUGUUGCAACGGCAGUAGUAACGUCUCUUAUUGCAGCAUUGAUCUUAUUUUUAUGCUGUCAUAGAGAUUCUGGAUCUAUGGUAAAUGAUGAGAGCCCCCUUCUCAGUUUAAGAAGUGACGCCUCUGGUGGCUCUACUCAUGCUCCUGGAUCUAGUAAAGAAUCAAGCCAACAUCAAAAGGCUUCAACUAAUGGCAGUGAUUACAUUGAAUCCGAUGCUCUACAAAUCUCCUUGGAUGGAAAUUCAUCAGGUGGAGCUGCUGCUGAUGCCGCCAAAGCCUCAUCUGAAUCUUCUGAGACACCAGGCAAUGCUAGUUCGCUGCUACCCUUGCCUCCAGGAAGGGCAGGUCCUGGCGGAUUACCUCCUUUGAAGCCUCCCCCUGGCAAAGAAGAUCUCACCCCUGAAGCUCCUGUCCCAGCUAAGUCUGCUCCUCCUCCUCCACCACCUCCCUCCCUGAAAUCUGCCUCCACCAGUGCAGGCCCUCCACCUCCUGGUGCUCCUCCACCACCUCCUCCGAAAGCUGGUGCUCCUCCACCACCUCCUUCUAAAGCUGGCGCUCCUCCACCACCUCCUCCAAAAGCUGGUGGUGGUCCUAGACCACCUCCACCCUUGGGUUCAAAGGGGCCUCGACCACCAAAUGCUCCCGGUCGGGGGGGACCUGGCUCAGGCAGUGCUUCUAAAGCCAAACUAAAGCCAUUUUUUUGGGAUAAAGUUGCAAAUACCCCUGAGCAAGGACAGGUGUGGAAUCAGAUUAAAGGCGGAUCAUUCCAGUUAAAUAAUGCGAAGAUAGAAACACUGUUUGGGUAUUCACCUGUUGAGAAGAGCAAAAGUGAUAAAAAGGAGUCCACUGCACAGGAACCUCAGUUUAUUCAACUCCUGGACGGCAAGAAAGCACAAAAUUUAGCAAUCAUGUUAAGGGCAUUGAAUGUGACCUCAGAAGAAGUUUCUGAUGCACUUGUUGAAGGAAAUGAGCUCCCUGUCGAACUCCUUCAAACUUUGUUGAAGAUGGCACCGACAUCAGAUGAAGAACUCAAACUUAGACUGUUCACUGGUGAAAUUACUCAACUUGGCCCUGCGGAGCGGUUCCUGAAAGUCGUGGUUGACAUCCCUUUCGCUUAUCAAAAAAUGGAAACACUGCUAUUUAUGUGCUCUCUUCACGAUGAGCUUACUGCCACUAGAGAGUCCUUUCAAAUAUUAGAGGCUGCUUGCAAGGAACUUAAAAGUAGCCGCCUAUUCCUCAAGCUCUUAGAAGCUGUCCUUAAAACUGGAAAUCGCAUGAAUGAUGGAACAUUCCGCGGUGGGGCACAAGCUUUCAAACUCGACACACUUUUGAAGUUAUCAGAUGUUAAAGGAGUAGAUGGUAAGACAACACUAUUGCAUUUCGUUCUCCUAGAAAUAAUACGCACUGAAGGUUUGAGAGCUGCCCGUAUUGCAAGAGAAAGCAGAAGUUUUAGUAGCAUAAAAUCCGAAGACCUGCUUGAGGAUGUUUCCCCUGAUGAUGAAGAGUACUACCGCAACCUUGGUCUCCAGGCGGUUUCAAAUCUGAGUAGUGAACUUGAAUAUGUCAAGAAAGCUGCAGCUCUUGAUGCUGAAAACUUAUCAUCUAAUGUUGCCAAAGUUGGCCAUGCAAUGGUAAAAACACGUAAUUUCUUGAACACGGAAAUGAAGGAUAGCGGUGAAAAAAGUGGUUUUCAUGAAACACUAGAGAGUUUUGUGAAGAAUGCUGAGUCUAGUGUCAUGUCGUUGCUUGAAGAGGAGAAGAAAGUAAUGGAUUUAGUAAAGAGCACUGGUGAUUACUUUCAUGGUAAUGUAAAGAAGGAUGAGGGCUUACGAAUAUUUUCUGUUGUUCGGGACUUUUUGGUUAUUUUAGAUAAGGUGUGCAGAGAGGUUAAAAAUGCACCUAAGAAGCCAACACAACCACCGAAAAAACAGACCUCCAAUGCAUCAACUUCCUCUGAGUCUCGUGUUGCACCACCUUCUCCCGACCCUCGUCAGAAGCUUUUUCCUGCAAUUGCUCAACAAAGGAAGGAUGAUUCUAGUCCAAGUUCUAGUUCAGAUGAAAAGAGUUGAUAUCGUUCACAUUCGAGAAAGAUAAUGUUGCUGGUGAGAUCUAAGUUCCGUUUCUCCUCAGAUGCAUGUUCCAUUGGCAGUUGAUCAAGAUGGGAUACCGCCAAACCAGUGGUGAUGCAAUUAUCAAAUACAUGCCAAAUCUCAACUGAAAGGGGAUAAGCUGAUGGAAUUACAGCUGCAAUGCUAGAUAGCUAUAGAGCUAACAUUGUGAACUGCAGUUGAUCUUUCUCUGGUACUCGAUUCAUGGUUCCUGUUGGAUUCCCUUCAUCUGCCAACUUGUGCAUAUUCCGAUUUUGAAGGAAUAUUAAUCAGGGUAGAGUUGAAAUUAGAAACUGCUUUAACCUUAGAGGGAAGAAAAUUUGAUAUCUAUGAUUCUUGAUUGAGUCUGGAGAAUGAUAUUUGCCGCCUCGUCCUGCUUUGGAUUACUUAAUACUCUGCUAGGUAGGACGGAAAGGGAUCAAAAGGGAGGGAAGUUGAAUCCCAAAUAUUAGAUAUCAUUAUAAAUUUCAACUAUUGUAUUAGAUUAAUGGUUAAUGGUUACUUAUUGCAUUUUGCCUGGGAUGCCUGCAACCUGCAAACCAGGAGAUCAGAUAUGAUCUUUAGAUUCCUAUUCAUUGAAGGAACUGCAACUUAGGGGCAAUGAAUAAAAAAUGGUGUAAUGCUUUCUUUUUGUAGACUUUUUUCUUUCUGUUUGACUCA